AUGGUGAUUGGAGGGGAUCUCUAUCAUGGCUCUGUUAUUAUUAUUUUUGCCAUAUGGUCCAGACGGAGGGUCACUGAAGCGAAGCGGAUGUAUCAUGCAAUACAGAAAAAGCACUUCACAUUUGAUACAUGUUGGAAGAUUUUGCGCCAAAGUUGUAAAUGGGAUGAAUUUCUAUCAAAAAGAAGCACGCAACAUUCUGAUCCAUGUUCGAAUCCACCAAGUGAAUAUGAGGUUUCUCAAUCCAACCAGAAUAAUGCGAUGCACGAACAACCAUCUAAUACAUCAACACGACCAAUUGGAACGAAGGCAGCGAAAGAGAAGUUGAAGAAUCAAACAACGCACGAUAGUAGAUUUGAUGAAAUGGCUGCUAACCAAUCCAAAAUUGUUGAAGUGUUAUCAACUAUCUCCGCUAGAACUAUUCAGCGAGAUGAACAAAAGGCGAUAGAUCGUGAGCAGAAGGCUGCAGAGCGUCGAAGAAGGGCCGAAGAUAGGGAGGAACAACUAAAACUCCUAUCUAUGAUGAAUGAAAGAGAACAACGAAAUUAA
Molecule: messenger RNA, 546 nt
Organism: Camellia sinensis
Lineage: Eukaryota; Viridiplantae; Streptophyta; Magnoliopsida; Ericales; Theaceae
Source: RefSeq, a predicted model, not a curated record